CGAGUGGACGUUCGUGCAAAAAUCAAAUCGGCUGCAAUCACAAGAGUAAAGGAGGCGAUGGUGCCCAACAGUGUUAAUCCAGAUCUGCAGAAAGAGCGCGAUGGAGCAAGCUUCAAUAGAGAAGAGUUUGCCAGCUGGUGGGCGGGUGGAGCGGAGUCGCUUAAAUUUAAGAGAGACGUCAAGGAGUAUAUGCUAAAAGGACUGAAUCAUGCUGACCACGCACUUUUGUACUACAAAUCCCACGAAGAGAUCUGCGACUUUUCCGUUAGAACUGCAAUUGAGACGGGCAAGAGACUGCGCCGGCUUCAAGAGGAGCGCAAUCCUGGUGGCGAUGAGUACUGGCCAGAACUCUACGCGUCGCCCGAAGUGUGGGCUGCAACGCCCGCCGGCAACCCCUUUGGAGUGCAAUACGUGAUGCUGGUGAAGGCGCUGAAGGCUCAGUGCACGCCGGAGCAGUACGAGGAGUUCGGCAAACGGGUUGAACGCUUCGAGGUUUGUGCCACCUAUGCCCAGACAGAGCUGGGCCAUGGCACCUACUUAAGGGGAUUGGAGACGCGCGCCGACUACGAUCGUCAAGCCGAUGAGUUCGUCCUAAACACGCCCAAGAUAUCGUCCUACAAGUGGUGGCCCGGCGGCUUGGGUCACUGCUCCAACCACUGUUUGCUGGUGGCUCAGCUGUAUAUCGACAACCAACCCAAGGGCAUUCACAUGUUCUAUGUGCAGGUGCGCGACGAGAACACUCACGAACCAUUGCCUGGAGUACACAUUGGCGAAAUAGGCAAGAAAAUGGGCUUCAUUGGCGUCAACAAUGGGUUUCUGGGCGUGAAGAAUGUUCGCAUACCGCGCACCCGCAUGCUGAUGCGCCACGCCCAGGUGAAAGCCGAUGGCACCUACGUGAAGAGUCCAGCCGAUGUUCUAACUUAUUUCGCAAUGGUCCACACGAGAUGCAUCAUUGCGCGCAACAAUGCCCUUUUCCUGGCCAUGGCUGCCACAAUUGCAACGCGCUACGCUGCCGUCCGUCGCCAGAGUCCCAUCAAUCCCAAAGCCCCUGAGCCGCAAAUCAUCGAUCACGUAACUCAACAGCUGAAGGUGUUUCCCGAAAUCGCCUCCAGUCUGGCGUAUCAUCUGGCCUCGAACAACCUCUGGGGCUUAUAUAGUGUUACCAUUAAUGAUAUUGCCAGGGGGAAGUACGAACGCUUGCCCGAGCUCCACUCCUUGUCCUGUGCCCUUAAGGUCCUCUGCUCGACUGAUUCAAGUCUGGGCAUUGAACGCCUGCGUCUGGCUUGUGGCGGCCAUGGCUAUUUAACUUCGGCCAAUCUCUCCAAUUUGUAUAUAAGUGCCACGGCUGCGUGCACCUAUGAGGGCGAGAACACAGUCCUGUUGCUGCAAAUCGGUCGUUUUCUGAUGAAGUCGUGGCGUGCCGCUCUGGCCGGCGCUCCAUUGGCACCAACCGUAAAUUACUUGGCCGACGGGGUGAGAAAUGCUGAGUUCGGAGCAUGGACCGGCAGCUGGGAGAACCUGGUCGAUGCCAUGAAGUUUGUGGCGGCCAACAAGACACGUUUGGCCUACAAGAGCUUGACGAAUCGGUUGGAGAAGGGCGAAACCGAAGAGGAGGCUGCCAAUCAUACCGGCAUAGAGCUUAUCCAGGCCGCAGAGCUGCAUGGUCGUGCCUUUGUUUUUGGCUCAUUCGUGUCAGAGGUUACGGGUGCAAAGUCCAAGACACGGUCGGCCUCUUUGAAUGCCGUAUUGGAGCUACUGCUGGAGCUCUAUCUGAUCCAUGUUACGCUAAAGCAGAUGAGCGAUAUUCUACGCUUUAUCAAUCUGUCCGACGCCGAUCUAAGCAAGCUGCAGGAACGCCUCGAAACCACUUUGACCAAACUACGGCCCGAAGCUGUGGCUAUUGUCGAUGGCUUCGACUUUACCGAUCAACAAUUGAGCUCCACGCUGGGCUCCUUCGAUGGCAACGCCUAUGAACACAUUUUUGAAGCGGCCAUGAACAGUCCGAUGAAUCAGAAGUCUGUGCCGAAGUUCUUUCACGAGCAUUUGGGCCCAUUUAUGAAGUCCAAUAUUUAGGGAAUUAUUUUGUUGCAUAUGAAUUGUAUAUUGUUUGUAAAUACACUGGUCGGCACAAUUAUUUUGACGAGAAGAAAA
This is a messenger RNA of Scaptodrosophila lebanonensis, 2151 nucleotides long. RefSeq names its product probable peroxisomal acyl-coenzyme A oxidase 1 (gene Acox57D-p). NCBI's taxonomy places the organism in Eukaryota, Metazoa, Arthropoda, Insecta, Diptera, Drosophilidae. The transcript is spliced from 8 exons. Gene Ontology annotation, molecular function: acyl-CoA oxidase activity; FAD binding; fatty acid binding. The record is from RefSeq and is a predicted model, not a curated record. Bases 58 to 2073 code for a protein of 671 amino acids. Gene Ontology annotation, biological process: fatty acid beta-oxidation using acyl-CoA oxidase; lipid homeostasis. Gene Ontology annotation, cellular component: peroxisome.